Podarcis lilfordi (Lilford's wall lizard) is the source of this 25322-nucleotide messenger RNA. The record is from the annotation of a GenBank genome assembly. Lineage: Eukaryota; Metazoa; Chordata; Lepidosauria; Squamata; Lacertidae.
AUGCAACCUUCCCCACACUGCCAUGCCAAUGUGUCUGAACCCUCUUCUGAAGAGAGCACCUCUGGAGGUGAGUGGGAAGGUCAGUCUCUAUGUCUGUCCAGUCAGUGGCCUGCAUGCCAGUGACUCAUGAAGCUGCCCAAUGUGUUAGUAUUCUGUGGACACUCAUCCACUUGGAUGAGAGGAGGGCUGGCCCUCCCGUGAGGCAAGGUGAGGUGACCACCUUGGGCGGCAGGAUCCACAGAGGCAGUAGAUCCGGCCUCCGAGGAAUGCAUCACAAGUAAUAAUAAUAAUAAUAAUAAUAAUAAUUUUUAUUUAUACCCCGCCCUCCCCAGUCAAGGCCGGGCUCAGAGUGGCUUACAAGCAAUAAUAAAAACAAGUUGAAUGAUUACAACUUAAAAAAGUAGAAGAUCUUUAUUCCCUGCUUGCUCCCAAUGUAGAGCUUCACUCCUCCCUUCUUCCCUGGCAGGGGGAGGGCGCCAUUUUGUGAUUCGCCUCAGAUGCCAAAAUGUCUUGGGCUGGCCCUGGAUGAGAACACCACCUAUACUGUGUGAGCGACGUAAUGGGCUUGGCUUAUGGUGACAGUAUAGUCAAAGCCUUUUGCUGCUGGGCUACAAAUGGUGGGGGAAGAACAAUAUUAAUUGACACUUAUUGUAUGGGCUGCACAAGAGUUGCACUCACUCUCUGAGUGCAGCUUGCUUGCAGCUAGCCUGGGCUUUUGUCUCCUCACUAUCUUGACACCAGAUGUCAAAGAGAACAACAACUACCAGACAUCUGAAGGCAGCCCUGUUUAGGGAAGCUUUUAAUGUUUGAUGUAUUAGAGGAUUUUAAUAUUUUUUUGGAAGCCGCCCAGAGUGGCUGAGGAAGCCCAGCCAGAUGGGCGGGGUAUAAAUAAUAAAUUUAUUAUUAUUAUUAUUAUUAUUGCAUUAUAGCUGCCAGUAAAUGAUGUUGGGCAAAUUCCAUUAUUGUGCAUAUAUGCUCAAUAGUGCUAACUAAGCAUCUCUUCUGAGGAAGAACCUACGGGUUUGCAUAAAUCCUCAAGGCUGGAUCACUGCAAUGUGCUCUAUGUGGAGCUACCCUGGAGGUUCGUCUAGCGGGUGUAGCGAGUGCAGAACAUGGUGCCUAGGUUACCUGGAAGGGGGAACAAACUACUAAGUGGUGUAGGAAGGGGGGUGCGGUGGGUGCGGGCUGCCCCUGGUGUCAUCACUGAGGGGGUGACAAAAUGGCAAAAAUAUGUGUUUUGGGGGAAAAUAACUCCCGCCCCCACUGCCCCCCUCCUACACCACUGCAGGAGCACUUUCCCCUCAAGUAAUUUCCAGAAGCAUUGCUGCCUCCAACUUUGCAGGCAGAGCACAGCCUUUAUGGCUAGUAGCCUUCGACAGCCCUCUCCUCCAUGAACUGCCUAAUCCAGAGGCAUAGCUAGGUGAGGCAGGGGGCACUGCAGCGUGCCUGAACCACGCGUCUCUCCUGAGGGGGAGGUGGUGGGUGGACUGCCUGCAAGCUCCACACCGCUUUUUCGAGCAGCACGGGGCUUGCAUCUGCCCACCGCCUCAGCCACCCUACAGCUGAGGGGGAGGUUGUGGAGAGACUCCACACAGCCCUGUCUUGGCUUGCCCACCCCCAUGGGCAGCUUGCCCCGCCCCAUGGGUGGCUUGCUCCACCCCCAGCUGCAGGGUGGGUGCUCCGCCACAGGCACCCGCGCAGCUAGCUAUGCUGCUGAAACUACUCCCAGCAUAUAGCAUCUUAUCUGGGGACUUACACUGACUACCAAUAUGCUACUGGGUCAGGUCAGGUUUAAGCUAUUGGUACUAUCCCAUAAAGGGACACGGGUGGCGCUGUGGGUUAAACCACUGAGCCUAGGACUUGCCAAUCUGAAGGUCGGCGGUUCGAAUCCCUGCGACAGGGUGAGCGCCUGUUGCUCUGUCCCAGCUCCUGCCAACCUAGCAGUUCGAAAACACUUCAAAGUGCAAGUAGAUAAAUAGGUACUACUCUGGCGGGAAGGUAAACGGCGUUUCCAUGCACUGCUCUGAUUCACCAGAAGUGGCUUAGUCAUACUGGCCACAUGACCCGGAAGCUGUACGCUGGCUCCCUCGGCCAGUAAAGCGAGAUGAGCGCCGCAACCCCAGAGUCGGCCAUGACUGGACCUAAUGGUCAGGGGUCCCUUUACCUUUACUAUCCCAUAAAGUCCCAUUCAGCUCAGGACCAGGUUACAUGAGGGACUGCCUUACCUAUUAUAUACCCAGCAGAUCACAGCAGCCCUUGGGAGAUUUUUCUCCUAAUAGUUCCAAAGAGAUCAGAAUCCUCCACAGUAACUCGGAGCAGGGCUUUUGAUGUGGCUGCCCAUUCUGUGAAACAUCAUCCCUCCCGAGAUACAACAGGGGCCCACUCUCUGCAUUUUUGGAAAACAUCUGAAUUCAUUUUUGUUCCCAAUGAGCUUUCCCAACUGGAUGAAUAGACACUGGCAUGAGUGUCUCAUUUUAUUCUUUUUUUAAAUUCAUUUGCUGUUAUUUUCUGUGCUGGUUUUUAACUGAUUUUAUCAUAUUGCAUGUCACCUUGAGACAUAUAUGUGGAAGGUGAUUAAUUAACAUUUAAUAAGUUGCCUAUAUGCACUGUACACAAUUAUGUUUAGUCAUGUUAAUCUUUCCUUGAGUGCAUUGGUGUUUAAGGUCUUUGGUAUUACAAGGUGAGAGUCUCUUGCAGAUGGGAGCUGUAGUCCAAAUAUCUGGGGGGCAUCUUGGAAACUCCUUUUGCUUUACACAAAUCACUUUGUCCAGGGUAGGUUUUUGUUACUUAAGCAUGGGCAGCAUACAUGGUGCCUACCAGGGUGUUUGGGACUGCAGCUCCCAUCCACCCUAGCUAGCCAAUAGUCAGGACUGAUGAGAGUUUUAGUCCACAACGGCACUACAGCACUUGCCCCUUUCAUAAAAGAUAGCCGUAGGUGUGCUGUCUUUCGUGGGUGGAGGUCACCAUUCCAAGGCUGGCCUGUGAGGGAGCUAAGGCAGUCCAACAAGGAGAUGUGGCUAAACAGCUUGGAAUCCCUUGUUUUCGUGGGCAAGGAAGAUACCCAGCCUGAAUUCUGAUGGUACAGCCUGUAGUAAGUUCCUUUGACGUUUCCGUUAGGCUCCCUGUGUCCACUGAGUGUUGCACAGACUGAAAGUCGUCUUCUAGGUUUUGGCUGCUUUCAUGUAUUGUGUUAUGCACCAUGUUUCCCUUCCUUAUUGUGUGUGUGCAGUCUUCAGAUUAGGGCAAGUAACUCAGCAUUAAUGUAAUAUAUUAUACCGAGCAAUGAUAGUGGUUGCAAAGUGGCAAUAUACCAAGUGCAUAAUGAUCGCUUGCAGAUCCUGUAUACUUCCGUAAGGGCUCAAUAAAUCUUAGCAGACACGACUGAUGCAAAAACAAAGCACACAAAAAAGAGUUUGGCUAAUACCAGCAUUUAGCAUUUGCUGCUUUGAUAUCUCUUGCAUUAGAGAUCUACCCAGGAGUCUUGGAAAUUAAUCAUGUUGUGUAAAGAAGCCAUCACACUGUUGAUAUAGAUUCUGUAGUGAUGAACAUCUGUAAUGCAGGAAGUAUGGGUAUUAUUAGUUUAUUUGGGUGGUUGAAUAGCUCUGAUAAAUCUGUGUUCUCAUCUCAUGAUUUGCACACUAGUUUUCAAAAGGCAAGUGUGCUUUUGUGAGCGUGAAAGAGAGGUGACUCGUUGGGUGCACUUUGUUUCAGCUGCUCCGAGAGAAAUAAUAACCCCGAGCUAAUUGAAGUGAUGCUAUAAUGUCUUGUCAGGCUAUAAAACCUGAAAAGUUAUGAUUGGGCAGACAUACAUAGAAGGUUGGAUUUUGUCUUGGAGACUUGUGAUCCUCAGUGAGACAUGGUGGGCAGUACCUCAGUUCCUUUUUGUUCUCUUGCUUUGGACAAAUUAAAGUCUUGUUCAGUUCUAGUGACUCGUCUCAAAAAGGGUGUUGCAGAGCUGGACAAGUUUCAAAACAGAGCAACCCAACUGAUCAAAGGGAUGGAGCAGCUUCCUUAUGAGGGAUGGUUACAACAUUUUGGGCUUUUUAGUUUAGACAAAAGAGUAAGAGACAAAACGAUAGAAGUGUAUAAAAUCAUGCAUGGUGGGGAGGAAGCGGAGAGACAUCCAGUGAAACUGAAUGUUGGAAGAUUCAAGACAGAAAAAAGAAAGUACCUUUUAACACAGCACAUAGUUAAAUUAUAGAAUUUGCUCCCACAAGAGGCAGUGAAGGCCACCAACUUAGAUGGCUUUAAAAGCAACAAAUUAAUGGGAGACAAGACUAUCAAGGGCUGUUAGCCACAAGGGCUGUGUUGGAGGCAGCCGUGCUUCUGAAUACCAGCUGCUGGAAACAGGAGAGAGUGUGCUGAGGUCCUGUUCAUGGGCUUCUCAUAGGCACCUGCCUGGCCACUGUGAGAAGAAGGUGUUGGACUAGAUGGGUCACUGGCCUGAUCCAGCAGGAUCUUCUCAUGUUCUUAAGCUACAGUCCAACCAUACAGAAGUCAGAAUUCCCAAUUUUUCUAUCAAGAGAAGGAAGAUGUAUUAUUUCACUGAAGAGACAGAUUUCAACAAAGCAAAAGCCCCAAAUCUGGAUUUUGGCAUCCAAGGAUUCUCUAUUUUUAGACCUAUUUUCCCCUUAACUAACCAAAUGCCAAUAAUUUGCAAGCUUGGCCACCUCGCUGAGGGAGCAGCGGGUCCUGGGGCAUCUAGGUGCUGCGUUGCGGACCCUGGUUCUAUGAUAUUCAAGCUAGAUAUUAAAAAAGAAAUUGAAUGAAUGAAUUUAUUAUUUCGGUCACAGACCAGUUCCAGCUCACAUACAAAAUCAGGGGAGUCAUGAAACACAACAGGGAUACAUUUAAAUUAGCAGAAAUUAAAGAAGAAAUUACAUACAUGCUUCUGUGGAAUCCAUCGACAUAACCACAGGUUUACCUGGCAUACUUUUCAGGCUAUAAAGAAAAACCACAGGACACAAAACCAAUAGCUAAGCCAUUAUCCUCCAAUUCUAAUACUGACUUUUUUGUAUAAUCUCAUUGGCAUCAGUCACUGUGCUGGCUUUGGUGCAAUAAAGCUGUGAUUCAGGCAUGUAGUAGCUGGGCCCCUGAUUGGUUGCUAUGGCAGUAUGCCUGUUCAGACCAACCAGCCUCCUGAUUCAUUUUCACUUGAGAAACACAAAAUACUUGUGUGCGGCAUAUCACUUUUUGUUACGGGAAUAAAAACAUCAGCCCAUUACUUUGGGAAUCAGAAUGAUGUUAACUGAAAAAGAAUCCAUGUGGCUAUAGUACAAGUAAAACGGGACACCUGUCUUGCAGAAUGUAGUACAGUGGUGCCUCGCAAGACGAAAUUAAUUCGUUCCGCGAGUUUUGUUGUCUUGCGAUUUUUUCCGUCUUGCGAAGCACGGUGUCGGGAAAGUUUUGGAAAAGCUUCAAAAAUCACCAAAGUCUUUAAAAACCUCAAAAAAGGCUACCACACCACGUUCUAUGAGUUGCUCCUCGAAGUCAAGUCGCAACUGUAUUAACGGUGUUAAGAAAAGGAAACAAACUUGCAAGACGUUUCCGUCUUGCGAAGCAAGCCCAUAGGGAAAAUCGUCUUGCGAAGCAGCUCAAAAAACAAAAAACCCUUUCGUCUAGCGAGUUUUUUGUCUUGCGAGGCAUUCGUCUUGCGAGGUACCACUGUAGUUUAUUUUUCAAAAUAAAGUACAAGAAUACUUUGUGGUUUUUUAACAAGCAAGCGAUGUAUAAAUUUUAUGAAACAAACAAACAAAUCACAGCUCUAACUUCACAUAAUGGCUAAAAACACUGAAAGGCAGGAGGAGUCAGUCUGAGGUAAAAAGGUAAAGGUAAAGGGACCCCUGACCAUUAGGUCCAGUCGUGACCGACUCUGGGAUUGCGGCGCUCAUCUCGCUUUAUUAGCCGAGGGAGCCGGUGUCCAGCUUCUGGGUCAUGUGGCCAGCAGGACUAAGCCGCUUCUGGCGAACCAGAGCAGUGCAUGGAAAUGCCGUUUACCUUCCCGCCGGAGCGGUACCUAUUUAUCUACUUGCACUUUGACAUGCUUUCAAACUGCUAGGUUGGCAGGAACAGGGACCGAGCAACAGGAGCUCACCCUGUCAUGGGGAUUCGAACCGCCAACCUUUGGAUCGGCAAGUCCUAGGCUCUGUGGUUUAACCCACAGCGCCACCCGCGUCCCUCAGUCUGAGGUAUCUCCCAGAAAUUGCUUAGAAGCUGGCCUGUGCAUUAUGCUUCAUAACUUUCUUUCUAGAAGGGCUCGAGAUACGUUUUUUAAAAAGAGAAAAGCUCAGAAUCUGGGGCACCUGCUGGCAUAGGCCUGGAAAGAAUUGCUGCAAUAGCACUGUCAUAAAUUCAGCCCCAGUAGCUACCACUCCAAGUACUGUGAGCCAGGGUCCUGUGGCCAUCAGGUGGCUGAAAGCAUUCGAAGCAGAGCUGGAGAGAUGGAGAAAAUUAUGACUUGAACACCUUUUAUAUUGAUCAGAACCUGGACCAGGAGGGUGAAAUCUCCUAUAUUUCACAUAAGUUUCAUUACUUAUAUAGGCUAGUCCAUUUAAGAAGUAGACUGUGGAUGACUACCAUCAGUGUAACUGGGAUACAUUCUGGUGCAUUCAUUUGAAACUUUAACAGUCUUUAUAAUUUCAUAUCCAGUGUGACACUAUCGUUCUUCUCUUCCUGUUCUUUAGCAUCUUUUCAAAAGGUUACAGUGAUGGUAUGAUGUUGUCAUUAAUCUUAUUGCCAUCCAAGUUGCCAGGGUCUCAUGUGACUGUUACUGAGAGUCAACAGUCGUUUCCACAGGCCCACACAAAGGUGGUCGAGCACUGAACCUCUCAUCCAUGGACGUCCAUCAUGGCUUGCUCUCCUGCUUCCUGAAGUCUGUUGUAGCUGGUAGUUUGGCAGGCCUAGCACAGUCCAGAUUAGCAAAAGUGACUGUUUGUAGCAUCGGGAACAUAUAUUUUGAGAAUGUUUAUUAUUUAUUUUACUGAUACCAUUGGCCUGUAAAGUGUUGAACAAUAGUAAUAAAAUAUUUCACUAAUCCAUAAAAGCAGCCCCUUUAUUGUCCAGUAAUCCAGAAAAUAAAUAGCCUACGAUGACAUUUAUGCUAUUGCUAUACAAGCAGAGAAAGAUCUUGCCUUAACACUUCUUUCCAAGCUGGAACUCAUACUAUGCUGACAUACAAGGAUCAUCUAUUCAAAUUAAUGGUAGUGGUGCUCAUGGAAAUAGUGCUCAACUGGAAGGAUGUGCGCAAUCUUUCUACCCACAGGUGUUGCGCCUGAAUAUGGCCACUAGCAUUUGAUGAAAAACUGACUAAGCAAUGUAGGAAGGCAUGGAGUGAAAUCCAAAGAUGUAGGUUUCAGGACACUUGGUUUCAGUUUAUUAGUUAUGUCAACUUUAGUGAUCAUUUGAUCCAUUGUCCUCGCUCUCAGUGUCCUCUUUGAAGAAGAUACCCUUCUUCAAUAUGAUCUCUUUAAUGGUUUACAGUGUAAAUUUUUUGCUGUGCUUGAGAAUGAUUAUGUUUAUUUCUUUGUGCAGGACACAUGUAGUUUUAAGUUUUGUUGUUCAGAGUUGGAAAAAUUAAUAAAAAGUAUUUUAAUAAAUGCAAAGUAGCUGUGUUUGAUGUUUUUGCCAUAAUUCCACUGCUGCUCAUUUUAUGUGUACAUAUUUCUUUAAUAUUGAAGUCAUGAUCGUAUGAAUUUAGAUGUGCUAAUUAGCUUUUGGUGAUGUUGUGUCAGCAUCUGGGUCCAAGCUGUUUUAUAACCAUCGUCUCUUAAUGCGCUUCAUCAGAACUUCACCUCCUCUUGAUCCAGUUACUCUCAAGGAUCAUUGGGGGUUGUGUCAAUGGGUGUCAGAAGCGAUAAAGAAUAAUGAAAGUGGCUGUGCAAUUAAGUGAAUGUGGAAUACUAUUCAGAUAAUUAAAUUCAGAAUAAUUUGCACUGUUCUUGUGUUGUAUAGCAUAUAACGUAUUCUCCAUCAGUUACAAAUAGAUUAAAAACUAUUCCGCUAUAGCUAGAGUAUUCAUAGCAAGUGAGUGAAAAUAUUUGACCUUUUUAGUGCUCUGAAUAGUCAGGGAACUUGAUAUGGAGGAGUAUUUUGGUGGUUUAGUUCCUGUUACCAUUUAGCGGCCUGUAUUUAAUGAACUGGUUUCUAGAUGGGUGACAUCUGGCUUCUCAGCAGCACAAGUCAAAAGGAUGUCAGUGUUUUAGAAAACAACAAGCUAAACAUGAAUCAGCUGUGUGAUCUGGUGGCUUAAAAGGUUCAAGCAAUUCUAGGCUCCAUUAACAGAAUUAGAGAUCAUAGUAAGUACCACUCUAUUCUGCUUUGGUCAGACCUCACCUAGAAUAUUGUGCCUCCUUCUGGGCACCGUAGUUUAAGAAGGAUAUGAUGCAAACUGGAAUGUGUCCAAAUAUGGCAAGGUCCUAUAAAGAGAGGCUGAAAGAACUGAAUAUACUGUAUUUAGAAUGAAGGAGGUCUCUUUGGUGCCUGCUAAUGCAGAGGUUUGACCCCCAGAGGCGUACUCCAUUGUCUCUCAAGAUAGAUGCCAACAAUUAAGAGGUAAUAGGAUAGUUAAAGGUAAAGGGACCCCUGAUCAUUAGGUCCAGUCGUGACUGACUCUGGGGUUGCGGCUCUCAUCUCGCUUUACUGGCCAAGGGAGCUGGCGUACAGCUUCCGGGUCAUGUGGCCAGCAUGACUAAGCCGCUUCUGGCGAACCAGAGCAGCGCACGGAAACGUUUACCUUUUCGCCGGAGCGGUACCUAUUUAUCUACUUGCACUUUGACGUCCUUUCGAACUGCUAGGUUGGCAGGAGCAGGGACUGAGCAACGGGAGCUCACCCCGUUGCGGGGAUUCGAACCACCGACCUUCUGAUCAGCAAGUCCUAGGCUCUGUGGUUUAACCCACAGCGCCACCCGUGUGGUUUAAGCCACAGCGCCAUCCUAUCCCUAAUAGAAUAGCCAUCUUCAAAUACUUGACAUACUACAGAUACAUACGAGGAUGAAGCAAAUAUGUUAUCUGUUGCUCCAGAGGAUAUCACUUGAACCAAUGGAUUAAAUGACAAAAAGCAUUACUUCCUGACAGAACUCCAUGAAGAGCUGCAUGACAGUGUGAGCUGUUCAAAAUGGAACAAAUGAUUGAAAGGUGCUGGGCUUUUCUUCACUAGAGGUUUUUACAUAAAGGUCAAAUAGCCACCAAUCAGGCGUGCUGUUGGGGAUUUCCUGCAUUGGCAGGGGGUUGGACUAGAUGGCAUUUGAGGUACCCACCAGGUCUGUAAUUCUGUGACUUAAAAUGCUAAAGUUCUCUUGUGGUGGAAUGAAGGUGGGGCUCAGGAAAAGAAAGGAAAAACCCCAAGUAACUCAUUGUGAAAUAUUUGGUAUUUUGGAUGGGCGGUUUUUUCUGUAAUUUGAUUUUUCUACUUUUUCUUUCACAGCUGACAUUAUUUCAACUGUUGAGUUCAACCACACAGGAGAGUUGCUGGCAACAGGGGAUAAAGGAGGUCGAGUUGUUAUAUUCCAAAGGGAGCCAGAGGUAUGAAUUUUUAAAAAGGUGUUCUGAUUGUUGAAGGAAUGUUUCUUACUACAGUAUUCAACAGCAAAUAACCCCACCCUCUGUUUGACCAUACUAUUAGCUUCCAUGUCCUGAUCCACAAGCCCUGUGCACCCACACAAAAUGCUGAUACAGUAUUCUCCAAAGCUACUCUAGCUCUGGACGCCUGCCCAGAGUGUUUAUUGUGGCAUUGGUGCACCUUGCUUUUGCAAGUUCUUUUUUGCAGCAUCUUCACGAUGUCACUGGCAGCAAAAUGCCAGCUCAUCUGUGCGUGCGCACACACACACGUCUACGAAAAUCUGGUAUCUACAAAAACCCUCUUUGCCAAGCACCUGUUUGCAAAUUAAGCUGCUGACUGCAAGCACCCUGUGAACAUUUUUUAAAAACAUCAUGAUGCACAAGCUGCUAUUCCCCUGUUGUUUGCAGGACAAUAGAUGUGACUGUUCUGGGCUUAUUUUAAUUGCACACUGGCUAUUUUUGUCGUGUUUGAAUGCAUGCUUGAUAAUGUAAUGGUUACAUGUAAAGGUUCUUAUUUGUGGUUCAAAUCGAAACUUUCAGAAAAGAUUGUGAUUGUUGGAAAGAAAAACUAAGUUAAGCCCUAGGUUUAGAAACAGUGAAGCUAAGGCUUGGAAGGGAUUGGUGCGCCUUGUAUUUUUAAAAUUUGGUUUGUCCUCUCAAAGUGAGAUAAUAUUGGCUUUUCCAGUAGCAGUAAUUCUCCCUGGUGCAGCUAGGUGAUGCUGCAAGGCAACAUUCAGAAUGGUGGAAAGAGGAAUUUUCUCCUUCUCUUGUAGAAGCUUUGUGCAAAUAAAUUGAUUUGCAAUAGGUUGAGAACAGACAAGAGAGUGGGUGAUAUUCAACUAAGUUUUACUCAGAAUACACAUAACUGAGUCAUGCUCAUUGAUUUCAGUGGGUUUGCUUUGAGUACGGCAUAGCUGAAUGCCCACCUGCACUUUUCCACAUAACAAAUUACCUUGCAGAAUGCACCACCACAAGGGGAGGUGGUCACUAGUUUAGAUUAAAAAGAAAUUAUUAGAUAACGUCAUGGAGGGCAGAUCUAGCAGUGGCUAUCAGAACUAAAUGGAAAUCCUGCGUUCUGAAAGCAGAUGCCCAGCGAAAGCCAUGGCCCGACCUGUUGCUGUAAUGGUAAGUAUAUAGGCUCCCUUCCUUCUUGGUUGCCGUUGGACAUAUGGUUUAUUUGGCUCAAGUCAACUUGAAAGAUCAGAUAAGCUCUGAGGUCAACAGUUCAUUUUUUGUUUGUCCUAUGUUCUUCACAGAGUAAAAAUGAGCCUUAUAGCCAAGGUGAAUACAAUGUUUACAGCACCUUCCAGAGUCAUGAACCAGAGUUUGACUAUCUGAAGAGUUUGGAAAUAGAGGAAAAAAUAAACAAGAUAAAGUGGUUGCCGCAACAGAAUGCAGCCCACUCUCUUCUGUCCACAAAUGGUAAGACAGCAUGAACAAUACAGGGUUCACAGUUUUUCCUUGUCUCUGGCAGAUGGGCUUCAGCUGAAAAUUUGAUGAAUUACAUCUAAUUUUAAAUAUACAUUUUUAGUGUAAAAAAGAACCUUGGAAGUGGCAGCAGGUUAUGAUGUAUCUUCACUUUAUGGGAGUAAAGAUGGGCACAGGGGCGAACGAAGUGGGGGGGCGUAUCACCCCGGGUGCUACUCUGGGGGGGGAGUGACAAGAUGGCCCCUGCAUCCCCCCCAGCUGUAGAGCGGCUGAGGAUGAGCAGUCAGUAUGGGUGUCCAUAUGGGCUGCCGCUCUCGCGCGUCAUCAGUAUGGGCUGCCGCUGGCACGGCGUCCACGCGUGGGCAGCCCAUAUGGUUGCCGUGCAAGCAGCAGCCUGUAUGGCAGGAGUGCGCAUGCGUGGCAGCCCGUACGGUCGCUGCACAUGCGCAGUCCGUACAGACGUCAUGCAUGCGUCACCAGGCGGUUCACCCCGCCCCGGGUGCCGGAGAGGGUUCCUCCGCCACUGGGUGGGCAGCCCUCAUGCACCUGUAAAGCCAUCUUUUCCCCAUACUGUUAGGCCCCCUAUAAUGUUCCAUUUUGAUGCACAUUUACCUACAUAACAUAACAUAAAAAUCAUGGGUUAUUUAAGCCCAGGAUGAGGAAUCUAUGGCCCUCCAGCUGCUCUUGGACUCCAGGUCCCAUCACCUCCAGCCAGUAUGGUGAAUGGCUAGGGAUGGUGGGGAGUUACCUCCCCUCUUUUCAUGGACUCAGCAGGCAGCGUCCCUCCCCAAAUUAAAGAAGAGCUCAUUCAAGCACUCACUGAAACACAUGUGAGUUUGAGCUGGGAACAUGGAAGCCGCUUGCCACAAUAACAGAUGUCAUCAGUUAGACCUUUGCACAUACAGUCAAACCUUGGUUUUCAAAUGUCUCGGCAGCUGAAUGCCAAAAACCUGGAAGUGAAUGCUUCCAUUUUCAAAAGCGCCUUAGAAGUUGAAUAGCUUCCAAGGUGUGUUUCUCAAUUUUCCCCAUUAAACUUGCUGACAGCCCUUUGAUCCUUGGUUUUCAAAUGUUUCGGAAGUCGAAUGGACUUCCGGAAUGGAUUACAUUUGAAAACCAAGGUUCCACUGUAUAGCAACAAGGUCUAAAGAGUCGUCAGGCUAAGGGUGAGGCAAGGAAAUGGAUCAAAAGUGUGUAGAUUAACUUGGGAUGUGUUUUAUAUAAAGUGAGAAUCUUAGGACAGGAAGAAGUGCUCAGAAAUGUUUGCUGCUGAUAAGAGGUGCAGGAACAGUUGCCCUAUCUCAUGGGUAGGCAAACUAAGGCUCAGGGGCUGGAUGCGGCCCAAUCGCCUUCUCAAUCCAGCCUACGGACGGUCCGGGAAUCAGCGUGUUUUUACAUGUGUAGAAUGUGUCCUUUUAUUUAAAAUGCAUCUCUGGGUUACUUGUGGGGCCUGCCUGGUGUUUUUACAUGAGCGGAAUGUGUGUUUUUAUUUAAAAUGCAUCUCUGGGUUAUUUGUGGGGCAUAGGAAUUCAUUCCCCCCCCCAAAAAAAAUAUAGUCCGCUCCCCCCCCCCCCAAGAUCUUGGGGACAGUGGACCGGCCCCCUGCUGAAAAAGUUUGCUAACUCCUGCCCUAGCUCAAGAUUUUCAAAAUUUAGAACCCUGGGGCUCAUUGAAAAUUACUGAGGCCCACUAUUAAAACAGUGGCACAUGGGCAGAACCAGUCAUAAUAUGGCAGUGGAGCCAGUCACAAAAUGAUUGUGCAGAAAUAAAUUGUAUAAUCUCUUCCUGUUUCCUAAUAGUGGCUACAUUGGUUAUACCAAACAAUUUGGGAAGUGAUAAAAACAAAUUAAGAAAAGAAUGAAUAAAUAAAAAGUUUGGCAAACAGCACAAUUGACUACAUUAACAGUGUGUGUAAUAUUAAAAGAUGGAAGACAUGGGGAACCAUCUGGAGCAGAUCUGGGGAAAGCAUAGGGGAAGAAUGAAUCAUACCCCUUCCCCAAUUCCAUUGAGAGGUGCCUUCUGCUGUAUGGAGAGCAGCAGUCCAUGUGUCUAAACUAAUACAUACAAUAUGCAUGUUGUAGAACAUUGUAGAACAUUUGUAGAACAAAUACUUCUUAUACAGUGGUUUAGGGAAGCUUUUAAUGUUUAUCAAACUGCUGUAUUUUAAUAUUUUGUUGGAAGCCGCCCAGAGUGGCUGGGGAAACCCAGCCAGAUGGGCGGGGUAUAAAUUUAUUAUUAUUAUUAUUAUUAUUAUUAUUAUUAUUAUUAUUAUUAUUAAAUUAUUUAUUAUAUUUUAAAAUGAGGGAAAAUGUGACAGUUACUUCUCAUAACAGUGCUGAUGUCUUUUUUUUAAAAGAUAAAACUAUUAAACUGUGGAAGAUCACUGAACGAGAUAAGAAACCUGAGGGGUACAAUUUAAAGGAUGAAGAGGGGAAGCUUAAAGAUCUUUCUACGGUGACAUCACUUCAGGUGGGUAGAUGGAGAGUUGUUUUCUUCACUGAAAGAACAACUCGUGAUGUUCUAAUAUUUUAUGUGCUGCGUAGCUUCAAACAAUGGAAAACACUUGAAAUGCCACACAACAACAUGGGAAUAGGCAUUUGAAUGUACAACAGCAGCCAGGGGAGCUAAGGGUGUCAAAUUUCUCAUGGUUCCCAGUAGCCCCUGGAUGUUACCAUUUCCUGUGUCUAAAGCCUACCUGAGGUACCUGUGCAGACACAGAGAUGAACCAGGCAAUUUGGUCUGUUCUAUUAGUAAAACUUACAUCUUAGACGCCAUCUUAGGCUCCAAUGCCUGGAAGAUGAAGGGUUAUAAAAAAAUCAACAGGAGAUAGUCUAUUUUAAGGCCACACAUAACCAAUGUUUGGAGAGUAAAUAAAGACACUUACCCAUCAGCCAUAUGCUAUGAUAAGAAGCACAGGAAUGGGGGGAAAGAUAAAAUCCAGACAGAUUAGGGAAGCAAGAUUGGAACAUUCAAAGGAAGCUGGCAUUUUACAUGAAAGAGUGGAAAAGUUUGUGGCAGACCCUAAGUAAUGAAGCCAAAUUUUGGAGACUUACGGCUGUAGGAGAGGGUGAAGGGAGAACCAUAAAGGAGCCCUCGAUUUCCCCACAUGAAUGGUUUCUGCAUUGUAGUAAGGGUUUUGGAGAACCCUCAAAUGUCUAUUCCCCUAUUCUUGACCUUCCUAUGGAACAGGGUUACAUUAACUCAACAGGCAUUUUAAUUCCAGGCUAGUCAUCUAGUGUUGUUGUUCCAGUCUUUUAAAAAAGGUAACAACAGACCAAUAACCUGCUGGAUGUACCUUCUAAACGUUCUCCAGAUACCUUCUGAGCAAGCCAAUAAUAUUAAAAAUUAUUUCCGGCCUUUAUAGACCUGACCACAGCUUUCAACUCAGAAAACAGGAGCCUUUGGGAGAAGCUUGUUAUUACCAAUUUUGACGGAAAAUAGCUUUGGUGAAUUCAAAAACUCCAUCAGAAUAAUGUUACCCAUAUAUUAGUGGGUUUAAAUGGGCAUCUUAUGGAAGAUAAGAAUAUUUGCCAGGGAGUCUAGCAAGGAUGCAUUUCUGAUUAAUUACCCCUCCCUUAAAACAAGCACAGUUCCAAACUUUAUGUACAUGAGUUACUAUACUUUUUCGUCUAUAAGACGCCCCCUAUUUUGGGGGACUCAAUUUUAAGAAAUUGAGGGGAGAUGGCCCAAAGUUGUUGAGCUUUGCCCCCCACGCAGCUGUAGGAAAAGCAGUUGCUCAAAGAUGUUUUGGUCCAAGAUCUGGAGUGAGGGCAGUGUCACUUCACUUGAAAUACUUCAGAAUGGGUUCUUGAGAAAACUACUUCCUUUAAUCCUGAAUACACCAGCAGCUUUGGGAGCAGAGACCGCUGUGUCCUCUACUGAAUCAGGAGUUAUAGCAGGUUGAUCCAGUAUUGGUGCAGACUGAAUGAAAUGGGCAACUCAAGACCCCCAAAGAAGAGUUGGGAUGAACAAGUGAGAUUGUGGGGGGAUAGGCGAAGAUCUGCCAGGGCAAAAUGAACAUGCAUUCAGAGAAUUAGAAAAUUCAGUUUAUCCCAGGAUAAGGAAGUGAUUAAUGACCUUAAUAAAAGCCAUUAAAAAAGGGCCAUCAAAUUCAGAGAUAUUUCUCUAACAUUACCUACCAACAACUGAGAAAAGUUUUUACAGAAUUAAUAUUUCAACAGAUGCUUUCCACAGAUUUGACUAGCAGGUGUCAUCAUAUUCCUGUAAGAAACAGACAUAGUACAGUAUUUAUUGCAUUACUGAAGAAAUUGUUGUCUUGUGUUGCAAUGUAGUGGGUAGCCAAUAUACAACGUAGUAAUUUACUCAUUAUCUGAGGAAUAUGUGAUUAUCUAUAUGCGGGUGGCGCUGUGGGUUAAACCACAGAGCCUAGGACUUGCCGAUCAGAAGGUCAGCGGUUUGAAUCCCCGCAACGGGGUGAGCUCCCAUUGCUCGGUCCCUGCUCCUGCCCACCUAGCAGUUUGAAAGCACGUCAAAGUGCAAGUAGAUAAAUAGGUACCGCUCCGGCAGGAAGGUAAAUGGUGUUUCCGUGUGCUGCUCUGGUAGUCAUCCUGGCCACAUGACCCGGAAGCUGUACGCCGGCUCCCUCGUCCAGUAAAGCGAGAUGAGCGCCACAACCCAAGAGUCGGUCACAACUGGACCUAAUGGUCAGGGGUCCCUUUACUUUUACCUUUAUAUCCCAUCAAGUUGUUUACAACUGCAGUGAAAAAAAAUCCAAGUGAGAAUCCUUGAAUUUGUCAAGGUGACUUGUUCAUUUGAGCAAGCUAAAUACAAUUGGCAUUAUGAUUCAAAUGUGUGUUCAUACUUGGAAUUUUUUUUUAAAGCUUUAUGUAUUGUGUAAUAUUGUCUUGUAUGUUGUAUGUAUGUUUUGAGAAGUUCUCAAAUAGUGACAAAUGUUUUAAAAUAUACCAAGUUCAACUCACAAUUCACAAAUCUAUGAAGUUUGAAAUGUUGUUUAAAACACAUUUAUUCAUUACUUUUUAUGUAGGUGCCUGUACUGAAACCCACGGACUUGAUGGUAGAAGUCAGCCCCAGAAGAAUUUUUGCUAACGGCCACACCUAUCAUGUCAAUUCAAUUUCUGUCAACAGUGACUGUGAGACAUACAUGUCAGCAGAUGAUCUUCGGAUUAAUCUCUGGCAUUUAGGAAUUACAGAUCGAAGCUUCAGUAUCCUUUCUCAUGGUUACGCGCACUAGCCAGCUACUACAGUUUUUUGUUUCAAUGCAUUUCAGACAUCUCAGUCUCUGGCUGAUUUGUAACUAACAUACUAAGCAAACAAACCAAUAACAACGACACCUGGAGACUUCUGCAUUACCAGCCCACUCAAGCACACCCCCGCGCCCCCGUGACUGAAGGGGGCAGGGCCCUGCUAUGUGCAUCCACUGUGCGCACAUGCUGCAGGGCAUCCUGACGUCACUCACACACGAGAGCAUCACACGGUGUGUGCGCACAGCUGCCGUGAAAUUUUGAGGGGGCCCGGCCCCAUCCUUGAAAAUUUGGGGGGCCCUUAGCUCCCCGCCCCCAUUGGCACCCCUGACCCCACCUGAAUAUCCACUCUCUGCUGGAAAGUACAACGAGAUACAAGUCUUUUUCACUACUAACCCUCUUGUCAGGGCCAGCUCAAGAGAUUUUGACACUUGAGGCAAAAUCACCAGUGCUUCCCCCUGUCCCCCCUCUUGAUUUUUGCCCCCUGCCACCACCAGGCACCCGCUGCUUGCCACAAAUGGGUGCCUGCUGCCUCCUCUGCUGCCCAACCAAGGCCAUCAUGACCCCCGGCUGCCUCCAGCAUGCCAGGGCUUCCCCCUGGCCACCUCCAGGACAGCACAGCAGGACUUGGCCAUUGUGGCAGAGCACAGCCACCACAAUGGAGGAGCAGGAGGUGGUAAACGGCCUGCCAUGGUAAGUGGCAGGUGCCCAAAGUCAUGAGACAGUGGCAGUGCCACCCUAGGAGCCUGCCACCAAGGCCACAGUCUCAGUACACCUCAUGGCACUGCUUAUGGUGACACCCUCCCCAUCUCACAAAACACCAUUCCAUUUCCCCCAGAAUUCAGCUAGCAGUGGAUAAUAUCUCAAGAAGCAGCUGACCUUGUAUAAAAAAAUGGGCAGUCAUGCCAAAAUGACGUUUAGGUCUACCAUCUUGAUUAAAAAUGACAUCCAGUGUCCAAAUGGUGACAAAGUCUGCCACGUUACCUUGGGAACCCUUGUUCCAAGUUUGAUGAUGAUCUAGAGAGAAGGCCAAACCUAUGCUGUGGUAGAAAACAGGUAAAGUCCCACCAAACUCACAUUUUGGUCUGCCAUCUUGAUUCAAAAUGGUCCUGGUGUCGAAUCAUCAGCAAAGAUCAUUGCCUCCACUCUGGGAACCCCCGAGACAAAUUUGGUGGCAAUAUCUCAAGAGGCAUCCAAAGGCAGAGAAUACAACCAAGCAGACAAAUUAUUUUCUAAAAUAUCUAGUAGAUAGUGUCUGAUGGUUAUGGCCAAAGUGACAAAUCAGCAAUUCUCUCUAGAAGUCUAGGCCAGCAGAAGAGUUAAUGUAGCUUUCUCCUGGCAGGUGCUAUAAACUGGAUUAAGGUUAGAAAGAUAUAACUAAAUUGGUCAAUGAAUUAAAUCCCUACAAAAAUACAAAAUAGGUUGCUGAUGUGGCCUUAUUAAGGACCCAUAAUGUUUGAAAAACUACAUUUCUCAAGGAUGUUGAAGCUCAAAGCAGUAGCAAAAGGUUAUGACAAAGUGCAAUGAUAGUUCUUCUCAUUGUCACACACAGAUAAUGGCAGAUAUAUAUUAGCAAAUAAUGGGAUGAGUGCUGGCGCCUACGGCAGUGGUAGGAGGUUCCUGCUGAUUGUGAGCGGAGUCUGAAUCAGCCCAGGAGUUCGUUCAAAGAGGCUGAUUGUGGACUUCAAAAUCCCCAAACAGAACUUGGAUCACUACUUCACAGACAAAAUCAUAUUUAUCUGAACAUUGGGGGGGUGCAUUUCACCCUGGUUGCCAAGGCAAUACUUGAUGCAUAAAAGGCCCAGUUUUUCCUCCUCUUUUUAACGGGUUUUAAUGGAGAUUUUUUUCAAACUCUCAGAUUUCACUGUCAAUCCCAUAACUGCAUCAACUGCAUCCUCAACAGCUUAGCAGAACAAGCGGUUUUGACUAAUAAAAUGUACAUAGCAGAUAUGAUUAGCUAAUAAAAGGUAUUUUUAGCUUCCUGGCUGUAAUUCAGUAGCGUUUUCAAUGGGAAAUCAGUAAUGUAGCAUACAUGAAAAGAUGGUGGAGUAUAAGUUUGUCUCUGAACAUGUUCCUUACUAAAUAUUUCCACUCAGACAUUGUAGAUAUAAAGCCAGCCAACAUGGAGGAUUUGACAGAAGUUAUUACUGCAUCUGAAUUCCAUCCUCACCACUGCAAUCUCUUUGUUUACAGCAGUAGCAAAGGGUCUUUGAGACUUUGUGACAUGAGGGCAUCAGCGCUCUGUGACAAGCAUUUUAAACGUAAGUUACCGAGUGAGAUUUUCAUUAAAAAAAGUUGACGUCUGCAUAUGGCAGACUUGAAUGUGGAGGUUAUUGUUUAUGCGCUCAGUAGAAGUAGAGAUGGCUCACUAAUAAGCGCCAUGGCCAUUCGCCCCCCCCCCCCCGCCACAGCCACCUGCCCAACAGCCAACAUCACUGGGGCAAGAGGACAGGUUUACUGUAUUUUUCACCCUAUAAGACGCACCAGACCAUAAGACGCACCUAGUUUUUGGAGGAAGAAAACAAUAAAAAUAUUCUGAAUCCCAGAAGCCAGAACAGCAAGAGGGAUUGCUGUGCAGUGAUCCUGCUUGCUGUUCUGGCUUCUGGGAUAGCUGCUAAGCCUGCAUUCGCUCUAUAAGACGCACACAUUUCCCCUUACUUUUUAGGAGGGAAAAAGUGUGUCUUAUAGAGCGAAAAAUAUGGUAAAUCCUGCAUUGGCUAUAGGUGAGACUUUUCUCAGCAUGAUGAGUGGGAGUUGAAUCAUGCUUAGUUCAAGCAACCCAGGAAACUAGAGGCUCGCCUUGGAGUGUGUGGGCUGCCUGAAAGCCCUUGUGUCAUGUCAGAUCUGACCCCCCUCUCCCCGAUGGGCACAGGGGUGAAAUGGACGAGGAACACAAACUGAGCUUGAAUCCUGGCAUGAUGGAGGCACGGUGGGUGAGUAGCUCCCAUCUCCGAGAAACUGGCCCAUUCCCUACCCUGGAUGGAAUUGCACUCCCACUGAAGGACCAGCUUUGCAGUUGGGAGUGCUUCUGGGUCCAUGUCAUGGUCCGGUUUACGGGCAGUCGAAGUCCUGGCGGAGGACGUCGGGACCGGGGGCAAGACGGCAGGGUGGGAGCAGGAACAAGAGUCUGGAAGCCAAGAGUCAGGAAGCCAAGGGUCAGAGAGCCGGGAGUCCAGAAGCCAAGGGUCCGAGGAUCAGGAAGCAAGGAGUCAAGAAGCCAAAUGUGGCAAGGCAGGAAGCAUGUUACUGUGGCAAAGAGCCAAAGGGAAAUGCUGACCUUAUAUCCCUUUCCAGCUCUUGCCACCAGGUGCUGUGAGUUACCAAUCAGCCUCACCUGUGCGGCCGCACCUUGCCUCUUGAGAACAAACUUAGGAAAUCCCCAGACCUGCGAAGCCCUACCAGUCACAGGGCCUGGCUCCUGCACGCACUCCUGACAGUCCAGCUCCACCCCUGGAGGCUCAGGGAGCCUCAGUGGCUGGAAGUGCCUUGGACCAGCAGCAGCUGGUUUGACAGCUACGGCCAUUCCUGGACCAGGAAAGCCUUGCCACAGUAGUCCAUGCGCUGGUUACUUCAAGACUGGGGUUCCUGCAAUGCGUUCAACGUGGGGCUUCCCUUGCGCUUGAUCUGGAGGCUGCAGUGAGUGCAGAAUGCUGCAGCACGAUUGCUGACAGGAGUGAGGCUUCUCCAGCAUGUAACAUCCAUGCUCAAAGAUCUGCCCAUUUGCUACUGGGCCAAGUUCAAGGUUUUACUAUUAGUAUAUAAAGCCCUUAACAACUUGGGUCAGUUUACCUAAAAGAUUGCUUUCCCUCACAUGUACCCACUUGACCAAUUUGACUGGAGAAAAUGGCACUUCUACAGGUGCCUCAUAAUACACUUUCUGCCUUUGUAAGUACCGUAUUUUUCGCACCAUAGGGCGCACCUGACCAUAGGGCGCACCUAGUUUUUAGAGGAGGAAAACACACAAAAAAAUAUUCUGAAUCAAAUGUUGCACUAAACUAUUUAAAGCAGCAAAGCAGGCGGCUCCUGUCCACUUUGCUGUUUUAAAUCGAGCCUCAGAGGAGGGUAGGAAGGGGAACCAUGGCUUAUCUAAGUCCAGUUAAUAAUGCUGAGCCUGACUUAUGGCCAUCGAGAUUAGCCUGGCCGUCUCAGUGGAAAUCUGGGGAGGCUGGGGUGGACAUUCCAGUGGUCAAAGUGUGGUUGUGUCUUCCUGCCUGGCAUCUAUUUCCUGCCCUCUUUCUCCCCUGCACCCCCGCACCCUGCUUCCAGGGAAGGAAGCGGAGCCAUGGAUCCUCUGCUCGCAACUGCAGUGGAUUCCAUCCACUUUGAAGCAGGAAAGUGGGAGAGGAGCUGCUUACACGAGUGUAAGCUGCUCCCCUCCCACUUUGCUGCUUCAAAGGGAGCCCAGGAGGAGGGAAUCCUCUGCAGCCGCAAGCAGAGGAUCCAUGGUCCCCUUCCUUCCCUCCUCCGUAGUUGCUUUGAAGCAGGAAAGUGGGAGAGGAGCUGCUUACAGGAGUGUAAGCUGCUCCCCUUCCACUUUGCUGCUUCAAAGGGAGCUGGGGAGGAGGGAAUCCGCUGCAUGGAUCCCCUUCCUUCCCUCCUCCGUGGUUGCUUUGAAGCAGGAAAGUGGGAGAGGAGCUGCUUACACGAGUGUAAGCUGCUCCCCUCCCACUUUGCUGCUUCCAAGGGAGCUGGGGAGAAGGGAAUCCGCUGCAGCUUCCCCCACCUCCUGGAGAGCCCGCAGAAGCAGCCAGCUCUUUAAAGGGGCUGCGCGGCUUCUCCUGGCUUUUCUGGGAGGUGGGAGAAGGGACUGAUGCAGCCAGUCAGUCCCUUCUCCCUCUUGGGGAAAAGCCCGCAAGAGCGCACGAAGCUUGUGUGCGGCUCUUGGGGGCUUUUCCCGCCUGCCUCCCCCUUGCAUUCGCUCCAUAGGACGCACACACAUUUUCCCUUGCUUUUUAGGAGGGAAAAAGUGCGUCCUAUAGAGCGAAAAAUACGGUACUCGUUUAAUGGCAGCACCUACACUGCGGAACUUCCUGCCUAUUGAUACCAAGCAGGAGCCUUCAAUGAACUCUUUUUCAGUGCCUGCUAAAAACAUUCUUGUCUAGACAAGACUAAGUAGAUGCUUAGAAAGUUUGGGUAAUUUUAAUCUGUUUUGAUAUUUUAACUUUUGUAUGUUUUAAAGUAGGGUUCUCUCCCCACCCCUGGUUUUAAUGAUUUAUCAUUUUGUAAACUGGCCUGAGUUACUUUGCAAUUAAACAAAUAAGUAAUAAAAAAACAGAACCUAGGCAGUGAUUAGGCACCUUGGAGGCACUGUGUGAAAUGUUAGCAUUUUAAACAUUAAGUCAGUUUUACAUUAACAGGACAAUCCUAUAGAUAUAUGUCUUGUUUUAGUUUGAGUUAGCAGAGCUGUGUUUGUUAUUUGAGCCAGCUAUUAAAAAUACAUUUUAAAAAGACCUUUAUUGUGCCUUUUCUUUUUAGAAGUUCAAGAUGGAUAACAAAUUUUAAAAAUCAGAUAAGAAAUUACAACGUAAUAUUCUGAUCAAUUUGAAAAUGCCAUGGCAAAAUAAGUGACGUGUACUUCUUAAUAGGCAUAUUUUUCUCUUUGUUUCACCUCAUCAGUUUUUGAAGAGCCUGAAGACCCUAGUAGCCGCUCAUUUUUCUCCGAAAUUAUUUCUUCUGUGUCUGAUGUCAAAUUUAGCCACAGUGGGCGAUAUAUGCUAGCAAGAGAUUACCUCACUGUCAAGGUUUGGGAUCUUAACAUGGAAACAGUGCCAGUAGAGAUAUACCAGGUAAGUGUUUGUUGUUUUUAUUAGACCAUGAUGGUCUAAUAAAUGGCAGUCUAAGAUAAAAUCUUCUCAAACUCUGUGAUACAGAGGAGACUGGAUUACCUUUGACAUGUACGAGAAUGUUUUUAAAGGAAGGGAUGUGGUAGCAGUAAACUCUUCCAGGGCCAAAAGUCAGCGCUUUUUCUGACAUUACUUAAAAGUAAGUAGCUACAACUGCUAUAUAAACCGUUAAAUAAACAGAAGGGGGUUACAUAAAGAAUUUAUAAUGAUUCAGAGCCACUGAGAAGGAAAGCUAACUGACAGAUUUUGCAAUUUUCCCAUCACUCCCAUGCAAGAGGCAAGUGAAUCCUCUGGAACAUGGGUAGGAGUUGUGAAUGUGCCUGUCAUUAAACUCCAACAUAUAUCCAAUACUAUCUUUUUAAUCCUAAACCUAAUGUCUCUUUGUUGCUGUUGUUGUUUAAACUGCACCUGUGAUGUCCUUCAGCUCGCAGGGAUGCUAACUUACUUCAGUCUCCUCUCGUCUGUUAAGCCAAGCCUGGAAACGUGCCAGUAGGUCUUGAAAUAUAUAGAAACGCUUUGAGAACCAUGCAAGCAAUAGGGGCUUUGGGCUCAUCCACACUUUUGCUUGUCCUACCACUUCCCCUUGGAGGAAACCUGCUCUUUACUGCUGAAGUGGAGCAAACGUCCGUUGGGUUUCCUGCAGAUUAAUGUUUGUUCUGAUUCAGCAGUAAAGAGCAGGUUUUCUCAGGGAAAGCAGCAGGGCAAAUGGAAAACUGCUUUCUAGGCAUGCGACAAGUGGAAGUGCAGACAAGCCGAGAGAGCUGCUAUUGUGAGUGUUUUGUGUGGGAGAACAUGGCUAUUGAGAUAAGCACCAGCAAACUGCAGUGGAAACUGCACUUCACAUUGCCCCUUUCCCUAGGAAUUUGGGCUGAAAUCCUGUAGCCACUUUCCUAGGUGUAAACCCCACCUAACAGGAGUAUAGGGUUGUGCCAUUACAUUGAAACUGAGCUCAGGCCUCUUCUAAUUUCACCUCUGAAGCAGGGAUGGCAAGGACAUUGAGCUGUGUAAUUCAGCUUAUUACAGAAGUCUCUUUCAGGGAAACUAGUGCCAUAUCCCAAAUAAAUUAAAUAUAGUUCAGAAAAGAUAUGGGAUCUGGCUUCUUUUAUGUAGUACUGGUUUAAGUUAUGUGCAAUAUUUCCACAAAUAAUGAAAAGUUGGUUCAAAGAUUAAAAUAUUAAUUUAGGUCUGUAAAUCUAUGAAGAGUCUUUAAAAAUUAUCCAAAAUGUGCCCUCGUUGCUUUUAAAAGAAAUUCAUUUUAAAUGCUGAAGAGAAAAACUCGUUUGGAAUUAGCAAUAGCACAGCUAGGAACUUAAACAAAAUAAUCAGCAAUGUCAGGUUUGCUGCUGGGGCCAUUGCUUCAAAACAGAAAUAAGCUCACAGUCUCUAAAACUAAGAUUGCCUGGGAGCAGGCCCCAUUGAACUCAAUGGGCCCUUCUUCUGAGCAGACAAGAAUAGGAUCAGGCCCCCAAGUGCUUAAUCACAUAUAUAAUUUUGUCCCAUCUAGCUCAGUGGGAUUGACUUUGGCUCUGUUGUGCUCAAAAUAAUAAUUUUUUUAGGGGUCAGAGGAUCACUGUAGGUAAGGGAGAGUCUUCUUCACGUUCACUAUUUAUUUACAAAUGGGACUUGCAACAAACGUUCUUAUGCAGUUAAGGCCCUAAGACUAAUGCUCCAGUUCAGGGCUGCAGCCAGCCUGGAAGACCAAAGCUGAAUGAAAGCAUAUGUAAGUCCUAAUAGCGGCACCAAAGCAGGUUGAGAGACAUGUUUGGAUCUCUUAACAUAAUCCAUCAAUAAAGUUACUUCAAGAAAGAUGUUCUGUUCUCUUAAUUUUAUUAUCAAUGCUUGUGUACAGGCAACAUUUAAAAAGCUGAUUCCACCAAGAGCUGUUGGCAGUGGUGUUCUUUGAGGGCAAAUGGAAAAAUUGAAGGUCUAACCUUGAAAUAAAAGCUGCUUUUUGCUCACAAAACAGGUUCAUGACUACCUUAGAAGCAAGCUGUGUUCCCUUUAUGAAAAUGAUUGCAUCUUUGACAAGUUUGAAUGUGCGUGGAAUGGAUCUGACAGGUAAUAUAGCCACCCAACUGUCUUGUUUACCAUACAGUGCUACUUUGAUAAGAUGAGAGGAGCCAGUCAAGAACACCAUUAUAGCUGAUGCCUAGGGGAAAGGCUUCUCUGAUGUACUAGAUUAUGAAGAGGAAUAUUUCUUGCUCUAAGAGAUGUUUGGAAAGUCUGAAAUAUAUUGCUGCUCCCUUCAGUGGAGGGUGGGGGGAAGCAGAGUGGUGCUGCGAAGCAAGAAAACGCCACAUAUUAUCUAUUCAAAUACUGUAUUUUUUGCCCCAUAGGGCGCACCGGCCCAUAGGGCGCACCUAGUUUUUUUGGGGGGGAAUAAAGGCAAAUUUUUUUCCCUUUAUUUCCCCCCCAAAACCAGGUCGGGGAAUCCAAACCAGGUCGGGGAAUAGCGGGAUGGCGGCGCUGCACCUCCCUGCUGUCCCCCGAGCUUGUGGGGCUGCCCAAUAUGUGCACGAAGCCCGGGGCGCGCUGUGCAGCGCGUCCCAGGCUUUGGGGUGCAAGCUGCUAUCCGCAAGCCUUGGGAGCCUGACGGGAACUCCCGCGGAGUUCCCAAGGCUUGCAGAGAGCUUCCUGAAGCCUGGAGAGCGAGAGGGGUCAGUGCGCACCGACCCCUCUCGCUCUCCAGGCUUCAGCGAAAGCCUGCAUUCGCCCCAUAGGACGCACACACAUUUCCCCUUCAUUUUUGGAGGGGAAAAAGUGCGUCCUAUAGGGCAAAAAAUACGGUAGUUAUUGAUUUUAUAUCCCCCGCCCUGCCUCUCAAAGGAGCUUAGGGCAACAAACAUGGGUAAAAUAAUGAAAGCCAUCUUCAAAUGAUCUUAAAAAUAAUUCCAACACUGAUUUCAAUGGCUCCUGCGCAGAGGCUUUCCCCACUAGGUUGUGCCCUUCGUUUGUGACGUUUCCCCUGUUUUCCUUCCUCUGCAGUGUCAUUAUGACAGGAGCAUAUAACAAUUUCUUCCGAAUGUUUGACCGGAACACUAAGCGCGAUGUUACCUUGGAGGCCUCCCGAGAGAGUAGCAAACCCCGAGCAAUUCUCAAACCUCGGCGGGUGUGUGUCGGAGGCAAGAGGAGGAAAGACGACAUCAGCGUUGACAGCUUGGACUUUACCAAGAAGAUCUUGCACACGGCAUGGCACCCAACAGAGAACAUCAUUGCUAUCGCAGCUACAAACAAUCUGUACAUAUUUCAGGACAAAAUGAACUCUGAAAUGCACUAG